Phoenix dactylifera (date palm) is the source of this 1118-nucleotide messenger RNA. RefSeq lists its product as uncharacterized. Lineage: Eukaryota; Viridiplantae; Streptophyta; Magnoliopsida; Arecales; Arecaceae. The record is from RefSeq and is a predicted model, not a curated record.
UAAAAAACCGGUCGGUGGAAACACGUUCUUCCUCCUCCGCGCGCGGACUCGGUUUGCUUCCGCCUCGCCCAUCACUCCUCCCAUCCCUCUCACCCAUAAAUAGAAAGCCAAGUUCCACGAGCCCCUUCUAUCUCUCUCUUUCUCUCUCUCUCUCGCGCGCACACAAAUUAGAAACCAGCUCCAAAUCCAAAUCCGUGCACCGACGAUGUUCUUCCAAGAAAGCUACCAAUCCCAAACACCACCCACCACCCAUCCCCUCUCCUCCCACAGAGACGUCACCUAUAGCUGUGGUUCUUGUGGGUUCGCCUUGAAUCUGAGCUCCUCCAACCGGAAUACGACGAGCAUCGGUUCCAAGUACGGGAAAGCCAUCAAGAAAGGGGUGGUAUCCUUCUUUUCGAUAGACGAGAGCAGAUUCUCUCAGGCUGACGAGCUUCUCUGCCUGCCCUGCAGCUUCAACUCCAAGCACUCGUGGGGGCUGUUCGGGCGGAGGACCCGACUGCUCUGCCGCAAGUGUGGAACUUUCAUCGGCAGCGCUUCUCCCAUCGGGCCGAACAGCUGCAGGAAGUAUAGCAUCAAGAUUAGUGCAUUGCAGCCAUCCUCCGCCGACGAGUCCCCUGUUCCUCCUCCCCGCGCAUGAUGGGAAUUGCAGACAGAGGGCUUUGCUCUGUUUGCAAUUUAUUCGCUCUUUCAGGCCUCUUUGUGCCAAAACAAUUCUUUCAUCGUGGAUAAAUGCUCGCCGUUGUGAUCUUAAUCUGCCUUACGAUGCGUGCUCGUGGUGAUUUUUAUGAGAAAAAAAAGGGAAAAGUUUCUUUGUAUGAUUGGCAUGUUUAUUUUUUUUUUUUCCUUAAACGGUUCCUUUCUUCUGCAAUUUCAUUCUUGGAUAAAGCGACGCUGGAAUUUCUUGGAUAGCAUUGGUUAAAAUGCUUAAUCAGAAGUUGGGCUGUGAUCGUUGCGGUGGUUAUAUCUUGAUUAGGCGCCUCUCUGGAAAAGGAACUAAAAGAAGGUGUCGGCAGAUUGUGAAUGGAGUAAAGCUUCCAGGCAAUCAAUCAUGUGAUGUAUCACCGGCAAUCUAGAUGCAAUAUUCAUAUUUAAUCCAACUUUCUCAACUUUGCAUCCAA